Aspergillus glaucus CBS 516.65 is the source of this 1017-nucleotide messenger RNA. RefSeq lists its product as uncharacterized. Bases 415 to 1017 code for a protein of 200 amino acids. Lineage: Eukaryota; Fungi; Ascomycota; Eurotiomycetes; Eurotiales; Aspergillaceae. The record is from RefSeq and is a predicted model, not a curated record. The transcript has 3 exons.
CCACCAUGGACUUGAGUAAGCCCACAGAUAACAUAGAAAAAGAGGCUCCCAGGCAAUUAAACGCGCUUGUUCUCCAUGAUGUUAAAACAAGAAUCAACAAUGUUCUUUCGGGAGAUAUGACCGAAUUUCUCGAGCACCAGCUGAAAAGCUAUCUUACCCUGCGGGAAACAUUUCGCAGUUUGGCUAUCACGGACGCACAAGACAAUACAUGUUUGAAUGACGAGCCGACUGCACCGGCAGAUUUGAGAGUUCCGGAUUCUAUCAAAUGCCGUUGUCCUCCGGCCAUUAGGCGCAGCUGUGGUACAAGCAGCAGCAGCAGCACAGACAGAUCUAUCCGAAGAUGGAGAAGUGCCCCUUUUAUCAGCCACUAUCGAAGGGCUUAACCGGUUGGUGGCUAGUGAAAUUAUCUGGGGGAUGAGAAGAAAAGCGAUAUUGGGUUUGAAUUCAGAGCUUGUAAUGAAAGCUGGCUACGACAUUGACAUCAGUCACAUUUUUACCCUGGAUUAUAUUCGACAGCAGGCGCCUUCUAUCCCAACACCAGAGACGCAUGGAAUUCUGCAACAACCGGGUAGUGGGUACCGUUUUAUAUUGAUGUCACGGAUCCCUGUUUCAGUAAAAGAGCAGCUGGACACUAUCUUUGACAAGUUGAGGUCCAUGUUACCACCGCCAACCGAUGAGAAUGAACCCAAUGCAGUGUUUGGUGGUGGGAACCCGCGCCGUUGCAGGGAUGCACGAACACAUAUCCGAGUUGCAGAAUCGCCCAUCAGCAAUGAGAAUGAGUUCAAUCAAUUCUUCACCAAGCACCAGGAGUUCACCCAAACUAAUAACCUUGCUAUGAUAAAAUCAUAUCUUGAGACUGAUCAUAAACUGGUAAUGACCCACGGUGACCUCCAUCCACGAAACAUCAUGUACUGGGAGUAUAUCAAAGCCCUAAACGCUAUUCCUCCCGAUCGUUAUGAUGACUUUGAGAAUUGGUGGGUCUACUUGCCGCCUACGAUUGGUGCUUGGCCCAAAUAG